AAACAGAGCCGAUUAUUUUCUACUGAAAAUGAACAUGCUUUUGUAUUCAGUUUCAAUGUGUUGCUUAUUUGGUUUCAAGUGAAUACAUAAUAAGUAAACUUCUGCGAGUUAAAUUAUAGUUAUUAAAACGUUUGAGCAUAUAAAAAUCGGUAACAUUUAAAGGUGUCUUUCUAAGCCAGUCCUUAAAAAACAAUCUAUAGUUGAACUAUCUGAAAUAUGGACAAUUUGAAAACUUCAACCAGCGUAGAAACUGGCGAAAACUCUUCCAACAAAAGGGAAAGCAAAGUUUUAUUUUCUGAACCGGCGGAAGACUCGGAUUCUUCUCAACACUCAUUGCUGGUGAAAACACCAGCUACAGUUUCUAAAGACGAACCAAAUGCUGCUCUAAUAAAGUUUCCUCCGUCAAACGAGCCAAAAUUUGAGCAGAUCUCUGGAAUUGUCCGGUUCAAACACCAAGACGAGAUACACAGUGGAUCUCCAUACAUAACAGUGAAUGCGAAAGCCACCGACGAAGAUGUUGAAGAUUUAGUCGAACGCAUUCACGAAAAAAAAAUGUGGAAUCUGCCGAAACCUUCCUUGAUCGUUUCAGUAACUGGAGGAGCAUUGGAUUUCAAAAUGAAGAAAAAAUAUCAUGACGGGUUGAGACAAGGUCUUCAGAGAGUAGUUGCCACUGAGGGGGCGUGGCUUAUCAGUGGGGGGACUAACGCGGGCAUCAUGAAAAUAUGCGGGGAAGCAGUACGGGAUACUGUUCUCACUAAUUUAUCAGCUUCUGAUAACAGAAACCGAGUGGUUGCUAUUGGAAUAGCCACAUGGGGCUCAAUUCCUGGCCACGAAGAGUACUUGACACAACAGGGAAAUCCAGAUGAAUUCGGGAACUACGAAGCGCACUAUCCCAAGCCGGUCAAGGGUGUGGGUCUUGAUCCCAACCAUACUCACUUCAUUUUGGUGGACGACGGAUCAGUCGGUGAGUUUGGUAAAGAACAGGUGUUGAGAGGCAAACUUGAGAAAAAAUUGUGCUCUGAGAAACAAAAUGGAGUCAAGAAGAGGAGUGCUACGGAUACAGAAACCCGAGUUCCAAUCGUCUGUGUAAUGGUCGAGGGAGGACCAGGAACUAUUGAUACAGUCAGACAGGCUCUAAAGAACAACACCCCUUGUGUGGUAAUCAAUGGAUCGGGGAGGGCCGCUGAUGUGCUGGCUUAUGCGGUUAAAAUAAAAGAAAAAUACCCCGAAGAUGACCAAAAAGAAAACAUUCGAAGUCUGGUUAGGAAAAAAGCAGAAAGCGACUUGAAUCUGAAAAAUUUGCCUGGAAAACUGGACGAGAGUGUGAACUGGUUAAUUGAAUGUUUGCAAGUGGAUUUUAUCGACAAAAUCAGAAUUUAUGAUUUUGAAGAAGAAGAAGGCGAUUCUACUGGUGACCUUGAUAGGGCAAUCUUGCAAACACUGCUAGAAAUGGGAGGAUUGAGUGCCCGAAAGCAGCUCGAUCUAUCCUUAAAGUGGAACCGAAACGACAUGGUGGAACAAAUUUUGAUGAAUGAACGUGAUAAUAUUAGUGAUAACGAUAUUGAUGAACUUUUGACGAAAACUCUAAUUGAUAAUAAACUAGAGUUUACUAAAAUUUUUGCCGAAAUGAUAAAUUUCAGAGAGUAUCUAACUAUAGAAAAACUCGAAAAAAUCUACAAUGAAACAUUGAAAGUUACGACGGAAUUAUUUUUGCUUCAAAUUUUGGAAAAAGCAGAAGGGAAAACCGCCGUUCCUAAGCCGGACCACACGAGAAAAGCAAUUAUGACGGCUUUCAACAUCGAUUACGUGCCCCAAUUACAGGAGAAAGCAGUGCAGGGCACAGAAUCAAUUUCAGCUCGGUAUAGUAACCCAGAAAUAGAAAUGUUUGUUUAUUCACUUUUGUUCAUUCGACCUGAAGCUAGUGAAUAUUUCUGGGAAAACACGUUAUGCAAGACAUCAGCGGCCUUAUUUGCGAUUCUUGUGUGUAAGACUAUUUUGAACUCAUCAGUUUCUCGACUGGAUAUGAGUUUACAGCUCAAAAUUGAAUCAAUGCUAAAAAACUAUGAGUUCAGAGCUGCCGGGAUACUAAAUUCGUGCUACGAUGUCAAGGUGGACCACUGCCACACUAUUUUGAAGAUAAAACACAAUCGAUGGGGAAACAAAACUUGUCUCGAUUUGGCUAUUCAAGCCGAUUGUAGAGAAUUUAUUUCGCAGAGUGGCUGCCAAACAUUAGCUCAAGAAGAUUGGUAUGGAAAAUUGAGCUAUCGUAAUAGUUUCUGGAAAAUCUUAGGGGUGACUGUGAUGCCUUUGUUAAUGCCUCUCUUGUGGUUCAAAACAGACGAUUCUACCGCUAAAGCAGCUGUUUAUGAAUACCGAAAACGUACCUUAGGACCACCAUCGCAUAAUGAUUCGUGGCAGAACGAAGAAGUCACUGUAUCUGUUGGAAAUUCGUCCGGGAAAAUCAACUCAUUUGACAGAUGCCGACUAUUAUAUACUACACCUAUUGUAACGUUCAUUCUGAAUUUGAUCGCAACCCUUUUGUUCUUGAUCUUGUUCAGCGUUGUCACUCUGAAGGGUCUGAAGCAGGUCCCUAGCACAGAAGAAUGCGUGAUCGUCUUUUGGAUGCUAACUUUAGCACUCGAGGAAAUCCGACAAAUCAUUUUCAUAUACGAAUCUUCCACAAAAAGGCGUUUGGCUGUGUUCUUUGAAAACAGAUGGAAAGCUCUCGAUAUCCUUGCACUGACUUUGUUUGCAUCUGGCUUCGUCAUGCGCGCUAACAGUAGCUGGGGUCUUCUCAAUGUGGCGCACGAAUUCUACGUGGUGACUCUAAUUCUGUAUUUUGUUCGCUUCACGAGUGUGUUUUCUCUGCACAACUAUUUGGGACCUAAAAUAGUGAUGAUCUCCAAAAUGCUCACUGAUCUCGGAUUCUUCUUCUGUAUUGCUCUCGUAUACUUGGUGGCUUAUGGAAUUGCAGUUCAGUCAUUGAUCUACCCUGGUAUCACUCAACCCGCCUUCAGUAUCCCGUGGGGGGUCUUCUUCCGAUCCUACUUUGAGAUGCUGGGGGAGCCCAACUUCGAAGAAAUUGGGGCUACACACUUUGACAACUGCACGGAAGGUUCUGAAGCCGCGUGGCCUUAUGAAUCUUGUCCAGAUGAAACGAACAGCAUCUUUGCCAUAGUACUCAAAGCAAUUUUUAUGUUGUUCACCAAUGUAUUACUGCUCAACUUGCUGAUUGCCAUUUUCAACAACAGAUACAACGAUGUAAACAAAGAGAGCAAUGUGUAUUGGAAAUUCCAGAUGUUUUUAGUAAUCAAAGAGUACUACAACCGCCCUUGGCUCCCACCGCCGUUUAUAAUCAUCUCGCAUCUUUGGACACUAAUUGUCUGCAUGAGAAAAAGGAGCGAGCCGGAGAUGUCCCAGAGCCAACUAACUGAGAGAAUCAAACAUUUGGAAAAAUGGGAAGACAUCAGAGCGAAAGAGUUCGCAUAUCUGACCGAGAAGCGAUUGCGAGAAAGCAUUGAAGAGAAAGUCAAGAAAACAGAGGGACGAUCCGUUGCAAUCGACAAGUCGAUAAAACUAAUGAAAGACCAAUUGGAGUCAAGGCUCGAAGCAACUGAACAA
This is a messenger RNA of Symsagittifera roscoffensis, 3621 nucleotides long. RefSeq names its product transient receptor potential cation channel subfamily M member-like 2. Gene Ontology annotation, cellular component: plasma membrane. The record is from RefSeq and is a predicted model, not a curated record. Lineage: Eukaryota; Metazoa; Xenacoelomorpha; Acoela; Convolutidae. Gene Ontology annotation, molecular function: monoatomic cation channel activity. Gene Ontology annotation, biological process: monoatomic cation transmembrane transport; metal ion transport.